This is a messenger RNA of Eucalyptus grandis, 1960 nucleotides long. Its product is annotated as CBL-interacting protein kinase 32. Gene Ontology annotation, molecular function: ATP binding; protein kinase activity. The transcript has 15 exons. The record is from RefSeq and is a predicted model, not a curated record. NCBI's taxonomy places the organism in Eukaryota, Viridiplantae, Streptophyta, Magnoliopsida, Myrtales, Myrtaceae. Gene Ontology annotation, biological process: signal transduction; protein phosphorylation. The coding region runs from base 338 to 1672 and encodes 444 amino acids.
GUUGAAGCGGCCUCUCUUUGAGGCAUUCUUGGACUUUCAAUUUUGGGGAAGGGAGCUGCUGAUAGUCUCUUGUUGCAGCUGUUUCGAGCUCUGUCUGUGUACUCAUUUUUUGCUGGAAAAUUUGGUGAAUUGUUACUAUUUCUGAGAAGCUAAUCUUGAAAAUAUACCCAAAGUAACGUGCUCGGGUCGUAGUUUGAGUGGGCACAAUUCGAGGGUACUCCCUCAUUUCGAGCUGUAAUUGCUUGAAAGGAUCGUUUUGUGAGUACCCGCUGUCGAGCUUCCUGCUCUCGCUUCACCUCUUCAAACAUUUGUCCAACAAUCAGUGAUUUGCGAUUCGAUGCAAGAAAUUAGAAUGAAUCAACCUAAAGUCAAGCGCCGAGUGGGCAAAUACGAGGUGGGACGGACUAUUGGCGAGGGAACGUUUGCAAAAGUCAAGUUUGCAAGAAACUCUGAGACAGGGGAAGCAGUGGCUCUUAAGAUCCUAGACAAAGAGAAGGUUCUGAAGCACAAAAUGGCUGAACAGAUCAAGCGGGAGAUAGAAACUAUGAAGCUGAUAAAGCAUCCAAACGUUGUACGUUUGUACGAGGUUAUCGGCAGCAAGACAAAAAUUUUUAUUGUCUUGGAGUUUGUAACUGGAGGGGAACUUUUUGACAAGAUUGUAAACCAUGGAAGGAUGAGAGAGGAUGAAGCAAGGAGAUAUUUCCAGCAGCUUAUUAAUGCAGUUGACUAUUGUCAUAGCAGGGGUGUCUACCAUAGGGACCUAAAGCCAGAGAAUUUGUUGUUGGAUGCAUAUGGAAACCUAAAAAUAUCUGAUUUUGGUUUGAGUGCAUUGUCCCAACAAGUCAGGGAUGAUGGUCUUCUUCAUACUACAUGUGGAACUCCAAAUUAUGUUGCUCCUGAGGUCCUUAACGAUAGAGGCUAUGAUGGGGCAACGGCAGACCUGUGGUCUUGUGGAGUAAUACUGUUCGUAUUGCUUGCAGGUUACUUGCCUUUCGAUGAUUCUAAUCUUAUGAACCUGUAUAAAAAAAUAUCUGCUGCUGAAUUCACUUGUCCUUCUUGGCUUUCUUUUGAGGCCAUGAAGCUGAUAACUCGAAUAUUGGAUCCCAACCCCAUGACGCGCAUUACCAUACCUGAAAUACUUGAAGAUGCAUGGUUUAAGAAAAAUUACAAGCCCCCCAUCUUUGAUGAGAAAGACAAUACUAACUUGGAUGAUGUAGAAGCUGUUUUUAAGGAUUCAGAAGAGCACCAUGUGACAGAGAGGAAGGAGGAACAGCCCACAGCUAUGAAUGCCUUCGAAUUAAUAGCCAUGUCAAAAGGGCUCAAACUUGAGAAUUUGUUUGACGCAGAACAGGAGUUUAAGAGAGAAACGAGGUUCACAUCGAAAUGCCCUGCCAAUGAGAUCAUUCAUAAGAUUGAAGAAUUGGCAAAGCCCCUUGGUUUCGAUGUUCACAAGAAGAACUACAAGAUGAGGCUUGAAAAUAUUAAGGCGGGAAGGAAGGGAAAUCUUAACGUAGCCACAGAGAUAUUUCAAGUGGCACCAUCACUUCAUAUGGUCGAGGUUCGAAAGGCUAAAGGCGACACUUUGGAAUUCCAUAAGUUCUAUAAAAACCUCUCGACAUGCCUCGAGGACGUCGUUUGGAAAACCGAGGAAGAGAUGCAAGAUAGGAAGUAAGAGCUAUGGCCGUCCCCAGGCGGCACUGUUAAUAACCCUAAACCCAUGUUCGUUUUGGACUGGCUGCACAUUGGGUCUAUAUCUUCAUUCUUUGUGGGAGUCUUUUCUUGGACGUUCUUGAUCCACCUCGGUCUGAAUUUAGAUUAGCUAAUAUUGGUACCAGUUGUUCAUACCGUGCUUCCUUAAUAGCGGCGGGUCUCUCCUUGUCCGACUUAGAGAUUCCGGAGUCAUGUUGUAAUCUUCGAGGAAUGGUCGAUAAUGCAAUUGUUCGUCUGCUUUUUCUUCUUC